GGCCUAGCUUAAUUAUUAUUAUCACUUAUUUAUUUUUGUUUGUGUGGUACCAAGAGUUAAACCUAGAGCCUCAAAUACGCUAAGUGACUGCUCUGCCACUGAGCUAUAUCCCCUACCCAGGUCUUGUGUUUGCUUGCCUGCAUUUCCUUUCUCUAACAAAAAUAACCUACAUCUUAAAGAAUACAGAAUGGGCCUGGUGACACAUGUCUACAAUCACAGCUCUGGGAAAGCCAAGGCAGAUCACCAGUUCUAGGCCAACCUGGACUGCAUAGUGAGUUCCAGCCUAGACUACACGUCUCAAAAUCCCUAAAAACAGAACAGAGAAGGUGGCUCAGUAGGUAAAAGUGAUUGUCCAGUAAGAAUGGGGACCUAAGGUUAAAUUAUCAGAAUCCACGUAAAAGCUGAUUAGUAGAAGCCACUGUAACCACAGCCCGCUUACCUGGGGGUGAGAGGUGGAGGCAGGAGAAUCCUGGCAGGUUUAGAGCCCACCUAUCUGGUUUCUAUGGUGAAAAAAUAACAGACCCUGUCUUUAGCAAGGUGGGAGGCCAGCAGUGGUGGCACACACCUUCAUUCCAGGCACUCAGGAGGCAGAGGUGGAUCUCUGAGUUCUAAGCCAGCCAGAUUACAUCAUGAGACCCUGACUCAAAGAAAAGGUAAAGUCAAGGGUCAGCACCUGAGGCCAGUGUCCUCUGAUGUACACAAGCACUGUGGCACAUGAAUGAACACACAUCCAACACACACAAAAGUUCAAAAUGGAACUGAAAUCUAGGGUUGCUAAUAUAGCUAUAUAAUAAAUUAAGCCCAAACCUGAGAAACUCCAAGAACAGAGAAGCCUCAGUUUGUAUAAUUAGAUCCCACUAUGUGUGAUCUGACUGGACAGAACUAGCAUGCACACUUGCACAUCUUCCCAUGUCAGUACAGGAUCAUUCUUCAAGGGUACAUAAGCAGGCUAGCCCUUUGAUAUUAGGAGUGUGGGGAGCAGAGGAGGAGAUCUCCGAUGAUAAAGUGCCUUCCUUGAGUGUCUGAGAGCCUGGGUUCCAUCUCUGACAGAAAAUCCACGCUCAGUCCUGAACUAUAGCAUGUGCCGACUCCAAGGGGUUGCAGUACUUCCCUCUGCCAGCAUCCCACUUCCUGGCUCCUCAGACUGUCGGAAGGCCUGUGUUUGUAAGCUAUUGGCUAGGCUCCUGGGCGCAGGAAUGCUGCACUGCCUUUAAUAGCUGUGUGAACAGUCCUUCUAUGGGCAACAGGCGGUUGCCUGGGUACCUGCAUGUUUUCGUCCUUAGAAUCUGUUUACCAUGCUGACCUUGAAAUUUAGAGCAGAUGCAUUCUCGGAGGAAAAGGAGGUGAGGUUCCUGAGUGGAAGAGGAAGCCUGAAAGGUUUUAGAAAUGGAAUAAAACAAAAUGUCCCCUGCCAAGGCUGUCAACCUAGCAGCUCAAGGAUCACAAAGGACUGACUUCAGGGUGCUUGGCCUCCCCUAGGGCGCCAUGGGCAGGGCCUGAGGCUGGAAUGCUUUCAGAAAGGAGGUAGGGGACAGUUAGCUAGCAAACCCCUGAUGUUUCUUUCACCACACUUCCCUGAAACCAAGCAAAGCAAACCUCCCAUGUCUCCAAGUGUAGGCUCCCUUUCCCAGAGUGGCGUUUCCAUCUAUCCAUCCUACCCCCAUUGCAUCACCAUUCGAACUGCGACUGCCAAAGGCCUCCUUCGCCAGCUUUUUAAGGCACUCCCCUGACAGACCGUGAGCCAUUGGGCCACCCGGAGGGCUGAGAGCCUGGGCGCUCCUAGCAGACCUGCUCCUACACCUUGUGGGUAGCCUGAAGGAGUCUGACUCGGAAAGUAAAACUACUUCUAAGCUGACUAAACUUGACUGCUGAUGCGCUUUGAACUCCGGCAUGAACACAGUGGAGCGCCUUCUUGGAAUCUGGCCUGGUUUCUCUUAAACGCGCCAAAAAAAAAAAAAAAAAAAACAGGAAACCCUUAGACUUGUUCUGCUUUGGUGCUGGAUUGUGCGAAAUACUACUUUUGAAAUCUGACGGGAUUAAGGAGCUUCCCCUGGAGCCAAAGAAACUAAAACAGGGUCAUCGUACCCAGAUGUCCUGAGGUUCCCAGGGGCACAAUACGGAAUCUGGAACCAAAGGAGUGACUGCGGAUUCGGGCGCCGAGCUCGACUCUCCAGGCCUCGCUCUGCAAACCACUGGGCUGGAGGGUGGUUAGCACACCUAGGAGGCCGCACUUGUCACCCGCUGUUCCCAGCUGAGCGUCAGCGGAGGUGGUUAGAAACCCCGGAAGGGCGGAGAGGGAGCUGGCGUAGGCCGGUGGGUGACUCAGCCUGCAGCCCUGGGGACAAAUGGGUUAAGUGGGCGUGGCAUGUGCCGCUCCGCCCCGACAGGCCCCGCCUACGGAGGCCGCGGCUGGCCUGCGUAUUUAUAGAGGCGGUGCCGGGAGCGCCGGGGCGUCCCUGUGCCCGCAGUCCCGCGUCAUGGAGCGGCCGGCGCCUUUGGCGGUGCUGCCCUUCUCCGAUCCCGCGCACGCCCUGAGCCUGUUGCGCGGCUUGAGUCAGCUGCGCGCCGAGCGCAAGUUUCUGGACGUGACCCUGGAGGCAGCGGGUGGCCGCGACUUCCCCGCGCACCGUGCCGUGUUAGCGGCCGCUAGUCCCUACUUCCGCGCCAUGUUCGCGGGCCAGCUGCGCGAGAGCCGCGCCGAGCGCGUGCGCUUGCACGGGGUGCCGCCCGACAUGCUGCAGCUGCUCCUGGACUUCAGCUACACCGGCCGAGUGGCCGUGAGCGGCGACAACGCCGAGCCGCUGCUGCGCGCCGCGGACCUGCUGCAGUUCCCCGCCGUGAAGGAGGCGUGCGGCGCCUUUCUGCAGCAGCAGCUCGACCUGGCCAACUGCCUGGACAUGCAGGACUUUGCCGAGGCCUUCAGCUGCUCGGGGCUGGCUAGCGCGGCGCAGCGCUUCAUCCUGCGCCACGUGGGCGAGCUGGGCGCCGAGCAGCUGGAGAGGCUGCCGCUGGCCCGCCUGCUGCGCUACCUGCGCGACGACGGGCUGUGCGUGCCCAAGGAGGAGGCGGCCUACCAGCUGGCGCUGCGCUGGGUCCGCGCGGACCCGCCGCGCCGCGCCGCGCACUGGCCGCAGCUGCUGGAGGCCGUGCGCCUUCCCUUCGUGCGCCGCUUCUACCUGCUGGCACACGUGGAGGCCGAGCCGCUGGUGGCGCGCUGCCCGCCUUGUCUGCGCCUGCUGCGCGAGGCCCGCGACUUCCAGGCGGCACGCUACGACCGGCACGACCGCGGGCCCUGCCCCCGUAUGCGUCCGCGCCCGUCCACCGGCCUAGCCGAGAUCCUGGUGCUGGUGGGAGGUUGCGACCAGGACUGCGACGAGUUGGUCACCGUCGACUGCUACAAUCCGCAGACGGGCCAGUGGCGCUACCUGGCCGAGUUCCCCGACCACUUAGGUGGGGGCUACAGUAUCGUGGCUCUGGGUAACGACAUCUACGUGACGGGCGGCUCUGAUGGCUCCAGGCUGUAUGACUGCGUGUGGAGAUACAACUCAAGUGUGAACGAGUGGACAGAGGUGGCGCCCAUGCUCAAGGCCCGAGAGUACCACAGUUCCUCUGUCCUGGACGGACUACUGUAUGUGGUGGCAGCUGACAGCACAGAGCGCUAUGACCAUGCCACCGACUCCUGGGAGGCUCUACAGCCCAUGACCUACCCCAUGGACAACUGCUCUACCACUGCCUGCCGAGGCCGGCUCUACGCCAUUGGCUCCCUGGCAGGCAAGGAAACCAUGGUGAUCCAAUGCUAUGACCCGGACACUGACCUGUGGUCACUGGUGGACUGUGGCCAGCUCCCACCCUGGUCCUUUGCACCCAAGACCGUGACUCUGAAUGGACUCAUGUACUUCGUCAGGGACGACUCGGCCGAGGUGGAUGUAUACAACCCCACAAAGAAUGAAUGGGACAAGAUCCCAUCUAUGAAUCAGGUACAUGUCGGGGGCAGCCUGGCUGUCCUGGGAGGCAAGCUCUAUGUCUCUGGGGGAUAUGACAAUACAUUUGAACUCUCGGACGUGGUGGAGGCAUAUGACCCGGAGACCCGGGCAUGGAGUGUGGUGGGGCGGCUUCCAGAGCCCACCUUCUGGCAUGGCAGCGUGAGCAUCUUCCGCCAGUUCAUGCCACAGACACCAGCAGGGGGCCGUGGCUUUGAGCUGAACAGUGGCAGCAAUGACAUGGAUGCAGGCCGCCACAGGCUGCCGCAGAACCCUGACGAGCUGCACUAGCCCAGGCCUGGCCCAAGGGAGGGCCUUGGUGCAAGGGGCCAGGCACCUACAGAGGAAUGGGCCGCCAGGAAGAGCAGUGGCUCCUGGGUGCUGAGGGAGCACCUCGACGCGUCAUGUGAAGGCUUCUGUACAUUCGGAGCCGAUGUCACAGCUUCUAGGGCCGAAGCUGGUGGUGACCUGUGUGGUCAAGAAUCAGUGGCUUCUCCACUAUCGCGUAUCUCUGCCUUCCAGAAAGUUACCUCCAGCUUGUAGCAUCCAACUCACCGUGCAGUGUGCCUCUCCUUGCAGCCCCCUCCUGGGCCUGCUUGAUCCCAGAGCAGAGGGCAAGGGUCCCUGUUACAGAAAGUGGCCUGGCCUGGAACACUGGGGACCCAGGAAGACAAAGGCUACAAAAGAGAGCUUAAACUCCAUCUAGUACCAAGGAUCCCUGCAGCCAGUGCAAGUCCGAGGGGUGUCUGCUCACCUAGCUUCGCACGUCUGUUGAGGUCUCACCAUACAGGGUAGGCUUUCAGGACUUGAGUACGGACUGAGCCACAGUGUGAGCUUGAAGGGGUCUGUUUUCAUAGCACAUGGUCUCACCUGGCCAGGAGGCCCUCCUUGGGGUUCUGUCCCAAGCCUGCAGAGGCAAGGCUGGAGGAGACCAAAGCUCACGAAGCUGGAUUGCUGUGGCUCCUCGGGAAUCUUCCCUGACACUUGGCUGAGUGGACAGAUGCUGGGCCUGGGAGUAAAGACUCCUGCUUCUAAAGGAGACUGAGCGGGACGGCCCCAAGGCUUGGUUCUAGGUUUGAAAUGCUUGCAGUUUGAACUCUAAAAGAAGUAGAGAGUUGGGAGAAGAGACAAGGGGCUUUGUCUGACUUGAAGAUGUAUAGGUCAUCAUUGUUAGAAUUUUCCUGCCAUUGUAUAGAAAACUUCGGAUUCCUAAGAGCUCAGGUCCAGGUGUAUGAGUACCAGAACACCUGAGCCAUAGCUCAGCGGAGCCCAGAAUUUCUUCCUGACUUUGAGUGGUUUCGUGGGUUUGGGAGCUGGGACUGCUCAAGGUGCCCAGUGGCCUCUCUGCUGGAGUGUAUCAGCAUGCCUCUUUCUGGGGAAGAGGGCACUAGGACAGUUUUAUUGGAGACAAAGCCAAGGUUCAGGGUGCUUUGGUGAACUUGGGUGGGUGAGGCUCUAGGAACAGAGCCUGCCCUAUCACAUACCUACAGUCCUCUUCUUGGCCAGGUGGCAGAGGAGGCUGCCUUAAUUUCCAGGGUACCUACCUACUUCCUGUUCAGUGCCAUGCACUGCAGAAGUCAUCCUGUUUAGUUUGAGAUCCAUAUUUCUAAAAUGCUGUGCUGGGCACCCAGCCCUGGGAAAGACCAAGUGUAUGGGGCAGUGCUGGCCCAGCCCAGGCCCACUGGUGUCCUAGGGCUCCCGUGGGGUGUGCAGCCAGAAUUUGUUUUGUUUCCUGGUGCUGUCCAAUUGUGCCUCUCCUCCCUCUUGGCCUAGUAAACUCUUCCACUGAGCCUUAAAGAGCUGCCACCCAGAGGUGUUGGUACUCUGGGGUGCCUUGGCAUGGCAGGGUGAGGUCCUGUGUGUUUCAGGAACUAAGCUCAGUGCUGCGGAAAGUGUAUUGUUCGGUCCACCUGUAGACUAGCUACUACUGUCAAGUCCUCUUAGGGACAGGCUAGGAGGCUUCCCAGAGGAGAGCUGCAUCACUGCACUCUCCUGUGACCUGCAGUGGUUACUGCAUUAUAAUGCACGCUUGCACAGGGCCCCUCUGCCCACCUGUGCUCCAGAGCUGCUCAGGUUUCCGCAUCACUGCCCAUAUUGGGGUUUGUAAGACCGAGGACAGUGCAGAGCAGACACUCACUGUGAUCCCUCCCUCAGCUUCUCCUUUGCCAAGGGCUCUAGACUCUACCCCCAUCACUUGACACAUGUCUACACUAACGGGGAUUAAGGCUGGGUUACUUGGGUAUGGGAUUGUCCCUGUCACAUGUAUAAAGCUUUUGUAUAAAGCUUUUCUAUGUCAGGACAAAAUUAAGUUAUAAAAAUUCUGUGCCUGGUUUUUGAUGCUGAUCUGUAGGAAUUUCUUAUAUUUAUGACUUCAGAGACUUAUGUGAUGAAGGUUGCCUUCCUUAGGUAACCAGCAUUCAGUCACACCAGUGGCUGGGGCAGAUUUGUAUAUUUAUUUGUCUACUCUAUAGGCUUCUAUGUCCAGCAUUCUAACGUUUUAGGAUGCUCCCCCCCCCUUUUUGAAAUAAAAUGUUUCCUAUA
This is a messenger RNA of Peromyscus leucopus (white-footed mouse), 6521 nucleotides long. RefSeq names its product kelch like family member 21 (gene Klhl21). NCBI's taxonomy places the organism in Eukaryota, Metazoa, Chordata, Mammalia, Rodentia, Cricetidae. The transcript is spliced from 4 exons. The record is from RefSeq and is a predicted model, not a curated record. The coding region runs from base 2478 to 4271 and encodes 597 amino acids. Gene Ontology annotation, molecular function: protein binding. Gene Ontology annotation, biological process: protein ubiquitination.